GGUGUGUGCUGGUCUGUGUGGAGCCCUGCAGACAAGCUCUGAAGACGCGGUGGCAGAGGAGAUGUUGGUACAGCUCCCGCUGCAGGGCUGACGGCUCGCAGAACAACGUCCAGUCGACGCGAGGGGCUGCCUGCCUGGCUGUAUCCUGAACCAUUGUUGUCAGAGUUACCUCUCCAUAGAAACGCUCUCCCAGUGGAAGAGGAGGAGCAGGAGACCCUCUGGGUUCAGGAUGAAGAAGUAGAGCCAGUGACAUCAAAGAGAUUGUGGUGGAGAAGGAGGAGCUGGAUGAAGUCAACUCUUCAGGAUGGGUUUUGAUCUGGAGAGGUUUGUAGGCUAUGUGAAUGAAGGCCUGCUAUGCUGUGUGUGCCGAGAUGUGCUUGAGCGCCCCCUUCAGGCCCCCUGUGAACACGCCUACUGUAGCUCCUGCAUCAGCAGCUGGCUGCUUCAUCACCACACCUGUCCAGAGGACAGACUGCCAUUAGAUGUGAGCAACCUCAAGCCCUUGUACAGGUACAUGCGCAAUGACCUGAAUCGCCUGCAGAUCCGCUGUGUGAAUGCAGCACAGGGAUGUGAGGUGGUCUGCUCCCUGGAGAGCCUGCAUGCACAUGAGGAUGAGUGUGUGUUUGCCUUCAUAUCCUGCUCUAACACCGGCUGCCCCGUGCAGGUGGAGAGGAGAGGUUUAGAGGUGCACAUGUCAGAAUGCAGCUUUCGCAGCAGAGAAUGUCCUAACGGCUGUGGCCACGUUCUCUACUCCACCGAACAAUCACAACAUAACUGUGUAGCAGAGCUACGCACAGAAGUGGAGCUGCUGAGGGCAGAGAUGCUGUGUAAGGUGGAGGAGGUGAGACGGGAGAUGGAGUCCCGCUUGGACUCCCAGAGAAGACACAUGGUGCAAAAGGAGUCGCAGCUGAAGAAUGAGGUGGAGGAGAUGAAGGGUCAGAUAUCCCGUGUGGUGUGUGACAUGCACGCCCUGUUGGGGGCGGAGCGCCUGAGGAGGCAGGAGUUAGCAGAGGCGGAGCUUGAGAAGAGGGAGCUACUGGAGCUUCUCAGAGACCUGCAGCUCACUCGGAGUCAACAGCCAGCAGAGCAAGCAGCCAGGGGCCAGCAUCAGGAAGAUCAGGAGAUGCCCUGCUGGGAUCGGGCUCGCCAGCCUGCAGAGACUCCUUUACACACCUCCAGCCUGUCCCUGCCUUCACCUCCCAACUCCGCCAGUAACUCCUCCCCUCAGCUGGGAGAGCGCAAAGGCCCCCGCAGUUUGACUCUCGACUGCAUCAAAAGGAGAAGCCGGGAGGUGACUGUCAUCUGAACACAUAAAAAUUUAGGCAAUUUUGUGUGCUAUCAAAUAAAUUAUUAAAAGAAAUAAAAGUUGUUUUUUUUU
This is a messenger RNA of Oryzias melastigma (Indian medaka), 1378 nucleotides long. It is a transcript of the gene rnf41l, whose product is annotated as ring finger protein 41, like. Gene Ontology annotation, molecular function: zinc ion binding. NCBI's taxonomy places the organism in Eukaryota, Metazoa, Chordata, Actinopteri, Beloniformes, Adrianichthyidae. The transcript is spliced from 7 exons. Gene Ontology annotation, cellular component: plasma membrane signaling receptor complex. The record is from RefSeq and is a predicted model, not a curated record. The coding region runs from base 305 to 1306 and encodes 333 amino acids. Gene Ontology annotation, biological process: regulation of canonical NF-kappaB signal transduction; positive regulation of JNK cascade; protein K63-linked ubiquitination.